Molecule: messenger RNA, 1289 nt
Organism: Myzus persicae (green peach aphid)
Lineage: Eukaryota; Metazoa; Arthropoda; Insecta; Hemiptera; Aphididae
Product: tigger transposable element-derived protein 4-like
Exons: 1
Coding region: 12-1289 (425 amino acids)
Cellular component (GO): nucleus
Molecular function (GO): DNA binding
Source: RefSeq, a predicted model, not a curated record
UGGACCAGGCCAUGUUAACGUGGUUCCAUAAACAACGUUGUAAUAAUGUACCUAUAUCUGGGCCUGUUUUGAAAACUAAAGCUGAACAUUUUGCUCAACAACUUGGUAUUAUAGAUUUCAAGGCCUCGGAAGGAUGGCUUGGAAAAUUUAAACAACGUCACAAUAUUACCUAUGGGAAAAUAAGCGGAGAAGCACUAAAUGUCGACUUGAAUGUUACUAACAGCUGGUUAAUUAAUGUGUGGCCAAAAUUGAAUGAAAAGUACACUCCGGAUAAUAUUUUUAAUGCUUAUGAGACAGGUAUUUUUUACAAAAUGACCCCAGAUAAAACAUUAAAAUUCAAAGGGGAAAAAUGCGUGGGAGGUAAACUUUCUAAAGAACGUAUCACUGCGUUUGUAGCAGCCAAUAUGAGUGGCACUGAAAAAAGAAAGAUUAUGGUAAUAGGCAAAUCAAAAAACCCGCGAUGUUUUAAAAAUAUUAAACGGUUGCCAGUCACUUAUAAAGCAAAUAAUUCAGCGUGGAUGACAUCAAUACUUUUUGAAGAAGAAAUAAGAAAAUGGGAUGCAGAAUUAAAAGGGCGAAAAGUUUUGUUACUCGUGUAUAAUUGUCCUGCUCAUCCCAAUCUAUCUAAUCUUAUGAACAUAGAGAUGAUAUUUUUCCCAGCUAACACAACUAGUAUCUUACAGCUGAUGGACCAAAGUGUUAUAAAAAGUUUGAAAGGCCACUAUAGAAAGAAAAUAUUAAUGGAAAUUAUCGAAUCUGAUGGCAAUGCCUCUAUCAAUAUGCUUGAUGCGGUGAACUUCUUAAGUAAAGCCUGGGAAGAGGUAACAUCAGAAACUAUACGGCAUUCUUUUCGUUAUGCUGGACUUCGAAGUUUUGCAAAUGCUGAAGAAGAAAUAGAACAAUUUGAGAAUGAAGAUGAUACACUGAGUGAGUGGAUUACUCAGUUCAAUACUCCGCAUACUUUAACUCCUGAGGACCUACAAAACUAUGUAGAAAUAUACGAGAAUCUAGUUACAACAAUAUCGUUAACUGAUGAAGAAAUCCUAAAUGUAGUGACAAAAGGCGAGGAGGAGCAAAAGGAAGAUGAAGAGGAAGCACAACCUGACGAAGUCGUAAUACCAAGUAUUCAACAAGCACUUGAUGCGGCUAAAUUAUUAGAAAAGUACUUAUUGUUUCAUGAAGAUGAUCCAAAGUUAUACCAAAACAUGGGAGAAAUUCAUAGAAAAAUACAAAAACAAUAUUGGCAAAAUAAAAAAGUCCAAACUAAGUUGACAGACUAUUUUAAAUGA